Messenger RNA from Macrosiphum euphorbiae (potato aphid), 420 nucleotides. Lineage: Eukaryota; Metazoa; Arthropoda; Insecta; Hemiptera; Aphididae. The record is from the annotation of a GenBank genome assembly.
AUGCCAUCACGUUUGAACGAAGUGCAAUCUCAGGUUAGCGACUCUGAUGACGAGGAAAUCGAUGGAUACAAGGAGUCGAAGACGCAAAAAUAUUUAAUAUCAAUGAUCAUCUCGUAUGCUGUGUGUUUGUGUCCACUGAUGAUUUUGAGAUUGGCGAAACUUGAAGUAUCUGAAACUUACGAGAACAGCAGACACUUUGAUUUGACGUUCAUGAUAUGCGUUUGGCUGGCGUUUGUGCCGACGGUAACCACUCCGCUGUUGUUUGUCGCAUGGAAUUCGGACAGUAGUACCAAGGACCGGAUCAGGAGUUAUUUCAAAAGGACAAAAGUCACAGCGGAACAAGCGACCAGGACCGUGUCGACGGAGGGUCUCGCGGCCCGCAAUUCGAUUUACACGGUGCAGGAGAGCAUCCCGGCUUAA